Molecule: messenger RNA, 1561 nt
Organism: Talpa occidentalis (Iberian mole)
Lineage: Eukaryota; Metazoa; Chordata; Mammalia; Eulipotyphla; Talpidae
Gene: GLA
Product: galactosidase alpha
Exons: 7
Coding region: 253-1545 (430 amino acids)
Biological process (GO): glycosylceramide catabolic process; oligosaccharide metabolic process; glycoside catabolic process
Cellular component (GO): cytoplasm
Molecular function (GO): alpha-galactosidase activity
Source: RefSeq, a predicted model, not a curated record
CUUCGACUCGGGAUCGCUAAAGUGCCGCACUUCCUUCUGGUUAGGCAAUGGGGCGGGCCCAGAACCAAGAAAGGCAGCGUGCGAUUGGUAGCCGUGCAUCUUACGUGACUGCUCAUUGGUCCAUUUUGGGGGAUAACCGUCCCAGUUGCCCGAGAAACAAGAACGUCAUGUCUUAAUAACCCACCUGUGAUUGGUCCGCCCCUCAGGUUAAACUUAAAAGCCCAGGUUACCCGCGGAAAUCUGGCUUGCGCGAUGACUACCGAGAGGCGGCUGGGGUGCUGCUCCCGGCCGCUGUGCUCCGCGCUGGCUGCUCGCUUCCUGGCCCUGGUUCUCUGGGGCUUGUUGGGGGCCAGGGCCCUGGACAACGGCUUGGCGAAGACCCCUGUCAUGGGCUGGCUGCACUGGGAGCGCUUCAUGUGCAACGUCAACUGCCAAGAAGAGCCGGAGUCCUGUGUCAGUGAGAAACUUUUCAUGAAGAUGGCAGAUCUCAUGGUCUCAGAUGGCUGGAAGCAUGUAGGUUAUGAGUACGUCUGCAUUGAUGACUGUUGGAUGGCUACCCAGAGAGAUAGUGAAGGCCGACUUCAGGCAGACCCUAAACGCUUUCCUGGUGGGAUCCGUCGCCUAGCUGAUUAUGUCCAUAGCAAAGGAUUGAAGCUAGGGAUUUAUGCAGAUGUUGGAACUAAAACCUGUGCAGGCUUCCCUGGGAGUUUCGGAUACUAUGACAUUGAUGCACAGACCUUUGCUGACUGGGGAGUUGAUCUGCUAAAAUUUGAUGGUUGUUACUGUGACAGUGUGGCACAUUUGGCAGAUGGUUAUAAGCGUAUGUCCUUGGCCCUGAAUAGGACUGGCAGAAGCAUUGUGUACUCCUGCGAGUGGCCCCUUUAUACAUGGCCUUUUCAAAAGCCCAAUUAUACAGAAAUCCGAGAGUACUGCAAUUACUGGAGAAAUUUUGCUGACGUCUAUGAUUCUUGGCAAAGUGUAAAGAGUAUUUUGGACUGGACAUCUUCUAACCAGAAGGGAAUCAUUGAUGUUGCAGGACCAGGGGGCUGGAAUGAUCCAGACAUGUUAGUGAUUGGCAACUUCGGCCUCAGCUGGGAUCAGCAGAUAACUCAGAUGGCCCUCUGGGCUAUAAUGGCAGCUCCAUUACUUAUGUCCAAUGACCUUGGAAACAUCAGCCCUCAAGCCAAAGCCCUCCUUCAGAAUAAAGAUGUAAUUGCCAUCAACCAGGACCCCUUGGGCAAGCAGGGAUACCAGCUUAGAAAGGAGGACAAUAUUGAGGUGUGGGAACGACCGCUCUCAAACUUAGCCUGGGCUGUGGCUAUGGUAAAUCAGCAGGAGAUUGGUGGACCUCGUUCUUACAGCACCUUGGUCACUUCCCUGGGCAAAGGGGUGGGCUGUAACCCUGCCUGCCUGAUCACACAGCUCCUCCCAGUGAAGAGAAAGCUUGGACUUUAUACAUGGACUUCACUGUUAAAAACUGAAAUAAAUCCCACAGGCACUGUUUUGCUUCUGCUAGAAAAUACAGGCCAUACUCAUUUAAAUUAAGAAAAUUUAAUUUGUU